AUGAACUCGGUAACAACCUCGACAAUAGGCCGCCUGGCCCUCGGUGCUUCGCGUCUCGGCGCCGUCACCAACGUUGCCGGCGCCGUGCGCCACGCCAGCACACACCCCACCACCGCGAUCCCAAAACCGACCGCAGCCAUCAUCAAGACAAGUUCAUUGGCGGAGGAGACGGCCGUCGAGCUCAAGAGCCCAUCGAGGCUGCAGCUCAAGUCCGAGCCGGGAAACAAGGCCAUGCCCAAGGGCCACGGCGAUCGCAUCUGGGCGUUCCAUCACAUUGAGCAGGGCCAGGUCAUUUACUCGACCACGCCUGUUAUUUCUCACCAACACCUCCUCCGCCAACAACCCUUCACGGGCAAGAACCUCGUCCCCCGCAAGAUCCGCAAGGACUACUGGCGCCCGCUCGCCAUGAUCGAGAUGGAGGCCAAGGACCAGGGCGCCGUCGGACGCUCCCUGCGCGAGUUCAAGAAGCGGCACGAGCUGGACUGGGCCAACGAGGCCGAGGAGGGCCGCAAGCUGAUGCAAAAGUCCAAGCGCGAGCGCGGCGCCGAGCUCAACGACCAGAAGCCCAACAGCGUCGCCGACAUGGCGGCCGUGCUGGCCGGCGCUGGCAAGGGUAACCUCAUGUGGGAGGUUUCUCGCGUUUCUUCAACCAACUUGGGGACGGGCGAGAUCAAGAGGGCCAGCGGGGCGGUGGAAAAGGGCGCUGUUGUCGACGUCAAGAGGCAGCUGAGGAGGGCGGUCGUGUACUGGGCCAACGAGCAGGAUAAGUUCCAUGCGCGGGAGUGGAGCGCUAAUGUCAGCCAUGAGGUUGGCAUUCCUGGCGAGGCUGAUAAGAAGAGGGUGCCUAUUAGGAUGAGCAGCGAGUGA
Sordaria macrospora k-hell is the source of this 867-nucleotide messenger RNA. NCBI's taxonomy places the organism in Eukaryota, Fungi, Ascomycota, Sordariomycetes, Sordariales, Sordariaceae. The record is from RefSeq and is a predicted model, not a curated record.